This is a messenger RNA of Tachysurus vachellii, 2384 nucleotides long. RefSeq names its product docking protein 7b (gene dok7b). Gene Ontology annotation, biological process: positive regulation of protein tyrosine kinase activity; neuromuscular junction development. The coding region runs from base 1 to 2133 and encodes 710 amino acids. Gene Ontology annotation, molecular function: protein kinase binding. NCBI's taxonomy places the organism in Eukaryota, Metazoa, Chordata, Actinopteri, Siluriformes, Bagridae. The transcript has 13 exons. The record is from RefSeq and is a predicted model, not a curated record.
AUGACCGAUACAGUGGUCGUCGAGGGACAAGUUAGACUCCGAGAAGGGAAAAAGUGGAAGAGCAGAUGGGUGGUCCUGAGAAAGCCCUCUCCAGUAGCAGACUGCCUUUGUGUGCUGGUCUAUAAGGAGCGCAGUAAAGGGCAGCGGGAGAGGAGUCAGCUCACUCUGGGUGAUAUCUGUGGCCUGGAGCUCUUGCAGAGUUUUGAAGGAGUGAACUACGCUCUUACCCUCCUCUGCCUCACACAGUCCCUUACACUUGGCUUUGACAGCAGAGAAAACCUUCUAACAUGGGAUGCACGCAUCCGCUACAGCCUCGGAGAAGUCCACAGGUUCAGUGUAACCAUCCAGCCGGGCACUAAGCUGGAGAGUGGCGCAGCGUCACUGCAUCUCUGUAAUAACCUGCUCGUUAUAGCCCGAGAUAUCCCUCCAGCGGUUAUUGCACACUGGAGACUGUCGGACCUGCGACGAUAUGGAGCAGUGCCAAAUGGAUUUAUCUUUGAAGGAGGGACACGAUGUGGCUACUGGACUGGUGUCUUCUUUCUGGCCUGCACAGAAGGGGAACAGAUCAGUUUUCUGUUCGACUGUAUCGCACGAGGCAGCUCUCCAAGCAGGACACCGUUUGGAUUGCGUCCCUCCCUUCCAGACCUCAGCACUCAGGCGUCCUCAGCGGAGGAGAGGAUUACACAGGAAGCCAGUGUGCUGGAGAAACGCCUCAGCAUGCUGUCAGUGUGCAGCCACCAGAGCAGCACAGCCUCCCACUCCAGCUCUACUGGAGAUGCCCGCAGCAUCUCAAGCUCCUCCUCCGAGACCAGCCACUCAGACACCAGCUUGAGCAGUCGCCUAGCAACAUGGGCUGACCCAGUUCGAUACCCCACUCCUACAGAGCCCUCUGUGUCAGGAAUGACGGGAUCAAGGCCAAGCAGCAAGGAGCAUCAUGAAGGACUUCUCUGCCCACAAACUAAACCAGCCUGCCCCAGAGGACUUCAGGAGGCUGGGCGGCAGAGCUCGACUGACAGCGGCAUUGCCACAGGAAGCCACUCGUCCUACUCCGGAAGCUUCUCCUCCUACACAAGCAGCUUAGAUACUGCACAGGGAGAGACUGAAGAGUUUGGCUCAGUGCUGAGCCUCACACCCAACACAAAUUCCAGCACACACCUGACUAUAAACCCCAACACUUUAAUUUCCACUUCUAAUACAAACCUCAGAUUUCCUCCACAGUUCCAUAAAUCCAGCAUAUUAGCAAGCCCCACUUCCUUACCACCAGGGCACAGACCAUGUGUUUGCCAUAUCAGUGGUGUAUCUGAAGCACAGGAGUUGGAGUACAAUGUGCCUGUGCAUCUCCUGCAGCACUACGACACCCCUCGCAGACUUGUCCAGCCCCAACCCUCCACCUCCUCGACCCAGAGUCCCCAGUGUGACCCAUUAGAGCCACUGGGAAGCCCUGCUUCUCCCACAAUGACUACACCCCUGAGGCUGAGUGGGAACAGUGACAGUGUACUUCCCUCUGGAGCCUUGACCAUGCAGGGGCACAUUUUCUGUCUUGUGUGUGGAGGACUGAAGAUGGUAAUGCCUUCCAUACACACACGUUCCUCUCAUGUCCCUCCUGGAUUAGAAAAAACAAGGCAUGAAAAGAACAGUGCAUCUGUAUCUGCAGCUCCACAGGGUACGAAUCUGGACUCCUCCACUGAGGCUGAGCAGUUAAGCAGACAUGAGCUGACAAGUGGCCAAACACCGCAGAAGUGCUUUUGGGAGGCUGAGGGACGUUCAUCAGCAGUGCCUACAUCUCCCAUGAGCUCUCUGAGGCUUUUCAGACACUCUUCCUUGUCUGGGAGAUCAUUAGCUCUAUCGGGUGAAUCAGGGUUUACAGCCACAGAGCGGCUUCAGGGGGAAUCCGUGAAUUAUGUCAACAUCCCAGUUAGUCCUAUGUCUAAACGACAACUACACUAUAUGGAGCUGGACCUGCAGGAUGUACAGGAAACUGGCCACACAGUCAGAGGAGCAUCCAGCACUAAAUAUGCACAGAUUGACCACGCUGCGACAGAGACGGCUCAGAGAGUGGGAGCUCAGCAUGCACAGGGCAGAGAGGAGAGAUUGCACGAGCUAGAGCAAAAGAGGCGAGGAACACUAAACUAAACACACACUGAACAAACAUAAUCAAUAAACACAAUGAAUAAAGUACCAGCACCUCUCAAGACAUUCAACACCAAACAUAUGGAUAUUACCUUUUGCUUUAUAACCUUUGAUUUUUUUAUUAUGAAAUGCAAUAUUACUAAAGUAAUUCUGGCAGCAACUGCAUUAAGUGCACAUGUAAGAGUUAAUCUAAUUUUGUGUUUUAUAUAGAUUUUACUGUGUAUAUAUACUAUUAAAGUAUGCUAAGAGUAUAA